Messenger RNA from Wallemia ichthyophaga EXF-994, 546 nucleotides. RefSeq lists its product as uncharacterized. Bases 1 to 546 code for a protein of 181 amino acids. The record is from RefSeq and is a predicted model, not a curated record. NCBI's taxonomy places the organism in Eukaryota, Fungi, Basidiomycota, Wallemiomycetes, Wallemiales, Wallemiaceae. The transcript has 2 exons.
AUGAAAUUUUCUGCUUUAACCACUAUCGCCACUGCUAUUACCGCUGCCACAGCUGCUCCCGUUAAGAGAGUCGUUGGCACCGUUUCGUUCACAGAUGCUAUAUCCAACAUGAAGUUGAACUUGGUGACUAACGACGCCUCCAUCCCAGUUGGACUCAGUAACGGUGUUCUCACUGCAGAUCAAGAUCCUAUCACUGUCGAUUUUCUCCUAGGUGAUUCUCAAUUCAUGAAUUUUGAGAACACAGACAACACUAAGUUUGGUCACAUCGUUAACUCUGGAACACAACAGGCUCUCACAGUAAACUCACCUGGCGCUGCUCAAGGUCAAAACAUCUACUUCUCUGAGAGCAGCAUUUCCGAUGACUCAAGUCAGAUGCUUCAAUACUGGGAACUGAAUGCAGACAUGCAAGUUAGAUUCCUCGGUGCGCCAAAAGGUGCUGAAUUCGGUCAAGGUCCAUUCACUCCAGAGUCACAAAAUGAAGGUGAUGGCUUGGCAAUUGCACUCAACACUAAUACCGCAGCAAGUUUCGUCCUUGAGCAACAAUAA